AUGACAGUAUUCCAGGCCAAAAAGUAUCGAAGUGCCGCAGAUGCCAAUACAUUCGCAGUACGAUACCGCGCAUUGAUGGCGAAGCAUCCCUUCUUACUGUUCGGCUUGCCAUUUAUGUCCAUCAUCGUGGCAGGUUCCUUCGUCCUUACUCCAGCUACCGCCGUAAGGUAUGAAAAGCAUGACCGACGAGUCAGGCAAAUGACUCGAGAGGAAGAACUGGGUGUUACCAAAGGAGGGCGCAGAGUUAAUAUCAAGGACGAAUAUUAUAGGCUGGCUGCGAAAGACCUCGACAACUGGGAGCAAAAGCGUGUCAAGAGACUUCCCGGAGAACACGACGGCGUAUUAUAG
Molecule: messenger RNA, 348 nt
Organism: Hypoxylon trugodes
Lineage: Eukaryota; Fungi; Ascomycota; Sordariomycetes; Xylariales; Hypoxylaceae
Product: cytochrome c oxidase assembly protein COX16-domain-containing protein
Exons: 2
Coding region: 1-348 (115 amino acids)
Biological process (GO): mitochondrial respiratory chain complex IV assembly
Cellular component (GO): mitochondrial inner membrane
Source: RefSeq, a predicted model, not a curated record